Molecule: messenger RNA, 1334 nt
Organism: Pichia membranifaciens NRRL Y-2026
Lineage: Eukaryota; Fungi; Ascomycota; Pichiomycetes; Pichiales; Pichiaceae
Exons: 1
Coding region: 332-1192 (286 amino acids)
Source: RefSeq, a predicted model, not a curated record
CGGUUCGGAGGGACAGUUUUUUUUCGCCUCGGGGCAAAGCCGCAUCUGGAUACGAGGUCUGCGGGAGAGGGAAGGGACGUAUAUAACGACAGAGAGCUGCCCGGGAUGGCAGGACAGGGGGAGACGAGAGAGGGGAAAGGGAAGGGGGUGGGUGAGGAAGUGUUGGGUUGGUUCGUUUGACAGACAGAUAAAGCAGCGGCUCCGCGCACACAAGGCAGCACACGCCACACACACAGCGUCUUGGUAGCAGAAGCAGACAGAAACACACCGAACGUUGGCAGCCAGGCAGAAAGUUUAGCGCCGCAGUAGGAAAAGAAAACACCGUGGAUCGAUGCACAGGUCCAUCCAGAGCCAGAUGAUGCCUAUCACAGAACUCGCCGACACCUUGUCGUUCGGGCUGGUGGGGAAGAUCAGAAGGAAGACACACGUGCUCGAGGACGACGUGCAGUUGGUGCAGGAGAAGUGGCGGUCGCAGGACCGGGCCACAGAGCUGCACGGCUGCGAGGCCCGUGCGGCCGCCGCCGUGGAGGACAGCAAGGACACCAUCACGGCCGCAUACAGCUUCAACGACUCCGUCAUCCGCCAGAGCAUGCGGCGGCGGUCGGGCUCGCCGGCAGCGUCGUCGUCGUCGGCAACCUUGUGCGACAGCGGCUUGAAACGGUCUGUGUCCAUGCAGCAGCCGUCUGUGCGAGACGGCCGCGUAGAGCAGCGCAGAGAGUCGCUGCCCCGCUGCUCGAUUGCCCGCUCGUUGGACAGAGACAUGCACGCCUUCCGCCGGAAGGCCGGCGACACCAUCAGCUCGCUGACGAACAGCGGCGUCAGCAUUUCCGACAGCGCCACCGACCUCGUGAGCGGGACGUCCUUCUCGGUCGGCACAGGCUCGAGCGGGACAUUGACGCCCUCGAAGGUCCCCACCCCGGCCGCCAAGAGCCAGUACCCGGUGCUUGGCAGUGGCGCCAGCAGCAGCGGCUACAACAGCCACUACUACGCCGGCACGCAACUCGCCAGCCAGGACGCGGAGGACACAGACACCUCCUCGAUCUCCUCCUUCAGUACGUCCAACGAGUUCCGCUUGGUCUUGGACGACCAGAUCAUCCCCGGCGUCUCUGGCACCGCCUCUGCCGGCAACCCGCAACUACAGCGGGUCCCUGGCGCCAGUCGCCCUCAAGAGAUGAUAUUUCUCGCCAACUAAUAACUAAUCACAGCAUUCCCCGCCUCUCUGAAACGAAAUGCACGGUAAUUGAAAGGGGUGGCCUUUUCUCUUAUUUAUUAUCUUACUUCCGACUAUAUAUCUUAACGUGCUCCAUGAUCCAUAACAGCUUCUUUGCAGCCCU